Messenger RNA from Dipodomys ordii (Ord's kangaroo rat), 1054 nucleotides. It is a transcript of the gene Cuedc2, whose product is annotated as CUE domain containing 2. The record is from RefSeq and is a predicted model, not a curated record. Gene Ontology annotation, molecular function: ubiquitin binding. The transcript is spliced from 8 exons. The coding region runs from base 11 to 868 and encodes 285 amino acids. NCBI's taxonomy places the organism in Eukaryota, Metazoa, Chordata, Mammalia, Rodentia, Heteromyidae.
AGGAGAGAGCAUGGAGUUGGAAAGGAUUGUCAGUGCAGCCCUCCUUACCUUUGUCCAGACACACCUCCCAGAGGCCGACCUCAGUGGCUUGGAUGAGGUCAUUUUCUCCUAUGUGCUUGGUGUCCUGGAGGACCUGGGACCCUUAGGCCCCUCAGAAGAGAACUUCGAUAUGGAGGCCUUCACUGAGAUGAUGGAGGCCUAUGUGCCUGGCUUUGCUCACAUCCCUAAAGGCACAAUAGGGGACAUGAUGCAGAAGCUGUCAGUACAGCUGAGUGAUGCCAGGAACAAAGAGAACCUAUACCCACAGAGCUCCUAUGUCCAAAGUCAGGUGUCUAUCUCUCCAGAGCCCUUGCAGCAGCCGGAAGAAUGCAAUGAAGAUACCAGGUCUCCUGCUGCAGCUGGGGAUACCCAAAAUGAGGCGGCUGGCAAUGAGGAGGAGCUGCUGCCAGGGGUGGAUGUGCUCCUGGAAGUGUUCCCUACCUGUUCAAUGCAGCAAGCUCAAUGGGUGCUGGCCAAAGCGCGAGGGGACUUGGAAGAAGCUGUGCAGAUAUUGGUAGAGGGCAAGGAAGGGCCUCCAGGCUGGGAUGGCCCCAAUCAGGACCUACCCAGGCGUCUCCGAGGCCCCCAAAAGGAUGAGUUGAAAUCCUUCAUUCUUCAGAAGUACAUGAUGGUGGAUAGCGCGGAGGAUCAGAAGAUUCACCGACCCAUGGUUCCUAAGGAGGCUCCCAAGAAGCUGAUCCGAUACAUCGACAACCAGGUAGUAAGCACUAAAGGGGAGCGAUUCAAAGAUGUUCGGAACCCUGAGGCUGAAGAGAUGAAGGCCACGUACAUCAACCUCAAGCCAGCCAGGAAGUACCGCUUCCACUGAGGCACUUGCCGGACUCUGCCUGAGCCUUCCAGAUCCUAGAGGUCUGCAAGAGCUGACUCCUCCACAGAGGGGCUUCCCUUACCUCUGACCCCCUUCUCUGAAUACCCUACUUCCUGGCUCCAUAGUGUUGACCUACUCUUGGAGCUGCCUCCACAGGCACAGUAAAGUGGCUCAGGGAAGGUGUGA